AGAUUGGGAAGUAAGGCCCAUCAGUGUAAAUUGUUCAAAUAGUAUCACAGGCCAAGAGAAGGCCCUUCCGACCAGUUUGUACUCUUUCUGAUUCCGUAUCAGGAAGAUCCAAUCUGCUAUCGCUGUUGGUGGGUUUUGAGCCAUCAGCAACGAAAGAAACGAACGCAAAAAGUUUUGCUUCCGAAUAACAGGUCUGCCCGAAAGGUCGGGCGGUCGCACGUCUUCUUCUCACGGUCGGUAGUACACUCGGGGCUCUCUGCUAUCAUUAGUAGAUGUGAUGGCGGCGCGAUCUCCACGUCCGCUACCUCGCCCGCCCGGCGCAGCCCACGACGGUCAUCCGACAAAUAGCGAUCUAAUGCCACUAAUGGCAGGUUCCCCUCGUCCAUGUCCAACUCACUGCCCUCCGCCUUCGAUGCCAACGCUCCCAGUCGGAACCAUCCUACACAAGGGAUUCUAUGAUCUGUUGGCUAUGAUUCCAACGCCCUCUUCGUCGGGCCGGCUUUGGGGCUCGGCUAGCAUUCAGUAUUUGUCGAAGCCCGUGACUGGCCCGAGGUACGAGGAGAUCAGUCCAAGGAAUAACACAUGUUUUAGCCAAGUGCCACCAUCCCCUUCUCCUUUGAAGAAGGCGAGGAAGAUCAGCAAGGACAUGGUCUCUCACCCUGCCGGUUUCGUGCACCUUGUUCACGCUUCUGAUGCUGAUCAGGCAGAAGCCCUGCUCACUCGAUGGAGUCCAGACGGCAUUGGGAAGCUGGGAGAUCCACGGUGGGCUUGUCCCAUUAAAGCUCGUGUGAGACAGAUUAACCAGGCCAAGGCGAUAAACGAGGUGGUGAAUGCCUUGAAGCCUUCAGUCGACAGUACCACUGGCGACCAACGGUCUCCUUUACGAGUAGUCAAUGACACCAGCACAAAUUCAGCACUGACUACUGCUGCCGUGGAAAACGUUCACAUUAGUCUUACAGAAAAUCUUCUUGAUAUUCCUGGGACCUCCACCAGUCUGUGUAGUGGUAUAUUCCAAGCACACUCGAAAGUCGUUGAACGGGGAGGUGUGGACCCUACCACCGUUGAAAAUUUGUUUCCUUGCAAUUAUCGCAGGCGGCAAAUCACUCCAUCGUUGGCCACCUUGGAAAAAGCUGUAUCUGCCCGGAUUUACUUCGAAAAUCUCUACUUUCCCCUCCUUAGGCAACCUCCUUCACGGGAACAGAGAAGGGUCGCCAUGGAGAAAGACAUGAUUGCCAUGAAUCUUAGUGAGGAAGAAAAAGAACGACUGCGCAUGAAAUGGCGUCAAAACGAAACCGACUACCUUCGCGAACGUCGAAGAAAGGUUGAUGCUACAGCAUUUAUCAAACUCAAGACCAUUGGUCAUGGUGCCUUUGGAGUUGUAUCCUUGAUCAAGGAACGUGCGACGGGACAGCUGUUUGCGAUGAAACAGUUACGCAAAACGGACAUGUUACGAAAAGGGCAAGAAGGUCAUAUCCGUGCUGAGCGUGAUAUUCUUAAAUCUGCGUCCUUGGUUCCUUCUCCUGGUGGAGCGGAGUGGAUCGUCAAAUUGUACUACAGCUUCCAAGACCGUGACAACUUGUAUCUGAUACUCGAGUACAUGGGAGGUGGAGAUCUCCUCAAUCUUCUGAUAGAGCGGGACGUAUUCGACGAAGACUUCACCCGUUUCUAUGUGGCCGAGAUGGUCCUAGCUAUCGAGUCAUGCCACAGACACGGCUUCAUUCAUCGUGACAUUAAACCUGAUAACUUCUUGUUUGAUCCAGAAGGUCACAUCCGCCUGAGCGACUUUGGACUUGCCACUGACCUUCAUUGGGCACAUGAUACUUUAUAUUAUGAGCAACAACGACGGCAUCUUUUGCGUACAUAUGGAAUCGAUCUUGACGAUGGUAGCAGCCCGCUCGAUGGAACGAAGACCAAGCGCAUGGACAAGAAAGAAAUCAAACUGCUUAUGGACGGCGGCGAUGGCCAGGGCGGUAUUUUUACUUGGCGCGAAAAGAACCGUAGGAAGUUAGCGUACUCCGUGUGUGGGACCAAUUCGUAUAUGUCUCCCGAAGUUAUCAGGGGGAGUGGCUACUCUUUCUCCUGUGACUGGUGGAGUUUAGGUGUGAUUAUGUUCGAAUGCCUGUAUGGGUACCCCCCGUUCGUUAGUCGUUCUCGGCACGUCACUCGCCAAAAAAUUCUCAAUUGGAAGGAUACGCUCAAAUUCCCCCCCCGUCCUCAUGUUUCGCAUGAGGGUAUCAAUUUGAUGCGACAGCUGCUCUGUGAACCGGAAGACCGUUUGGGGAGUCAAAGUACAGCAUCCGUGUUUCGACUGGAUACCCAUGCAACACACGCACGCCGCAGCGGCUUCCUGUCACCUCCCUCACAUACUGGGGACGGUGCACAGCUCAUCAAGGCACAUCCCUGGUUCAGAGGUAUUGAUUGGGAAAGUAUUCACAAAUAUCCUGCCCCCUACCGUCCAGAACUAUCAGAUCCAGAGGAUACUAGACAUUUUGAUUCCGAAAUACCACCCGAGCCGUUAGCUCCUGUAAGCGGUGUGCUCGCAGAUGCCACCAAAGACCCACUUCUGCGAGAUAGAAUUCAUGGCGAAGAAAUUUUAAAUGUACGGAAGGCCCUCGCGUUUGCGGGCUUUACACACAAGAGCCCCCGCGCGAUCACCUAUACCCGUGCAGAUCGAGCUUUUGAGUCGCCAGCAGACGGCAGUAGACGAGAACCACAUGGAAGGGGCCGUUCUAGAUUUCGCAAUGUGCGCGUCUCAAGCACGGGCCGUGCUAUCUCGCUGUAGCCUGGGAAAGGCGUGUAGGGGGGCCCUAUUCUUUUCCGUGGAGGUGCGUUUUCGACGGUUCCCUUGCGGCAGUGGCGUACGAAGAGAGUAGCGUCCUUGCCAAAACACGGAGGUCGUGACGACAUGGUUUGCGGACAUGUACUUCUAAUGUGCGCUUGUAGGGGCUGUGAUCGAUUGAUCCUUCUUCCUUGUAUGAUGUAUGUUGUAAUAACACAUGUGUCCUGCGAGUGCGUGCGUCGGGCUUUCUCUGGGGGUGACAGUCCGGUUUGGUGCAACAAUCCUGGACAUAAUGCAGCAUCCCAAAAUUCCG
Pisolithus orientalis is the source of this 3092-nucleotide messenger RNA. RefSeq names its product kinase-like domain-containing protein. The coding region runs from base 278 to 2782 and encodes 834 amino acids. Lineage: Eukaryota; Fungi; Basidiomycota; Agaricomycetes; Boletales; Pisolithaceae. The record is from RefSeq and is a predicted model, not a curated record. Gene Ontology annotation, molecular function: protein serine/threonine kinase activity; ATP binding. The transcript has 17 exons. Gene Ontology annotation, biological process: peptidyl-serine phosphorylation; intracellular signal transduction.